Molecule: messenger RNA, 3909 nt
Organism: Tigriopus californicus
Lineage: Eukaryota; Metazoa; Arthropoda; Copepoda; Harpacticoida; Harpacticidae
Gene: Glg1
Product: Golgi apparatus protein 1-like
Cellular component (GO): Golgi membrane
Molecular function (GO): fibroblast growth factor binding
Source: RefSeq, a predicted model, not a curated record
UCUCUCAGCCUCACAGUUCGUGGGAACCCGGUAGUGAAACGAGGUCUCAUUCUUCAAUCAUGGGUCGUGAGCACACAAUUGGGUUGGUAUUGGUCCUUCUCGUCACUUUGGGAGCUUAUCAAGGAGUUUCAAGUCAAGGGGUUGAAAUACCGGCUAAAGAUAAUGAGCAGAAGGAACUCCAGCUCACGAAUGUCAAUCUCGUAAGCGACAAAGCAGUUUCAAAGAAGUCAGACGAGAAGGUGGCCGAACCAAUCAAAGGAUGGAAUUCAAUGCCGGAGACAAAUUGGAAGCCUAGUAAUGGGAACGAGGAACUCAAACGCCAAGCUGAAGAUCAUGAAGCUUCCGUCAAUCAGACAUCCAAGAGACACAAACUCUCCGUCGAUCGUCCAAAGAUAGAAGACACCUUCGAUGCCACCAUUUCCAUUGCAGACAGGCCUGAAUGUCAGAGCGAUCUGGAAGCGUCCCAAGCCUGCAAGGAGAUUUUGCGAUCCAAUUCAAAUUAUCGCAAGAACACUUUGGCCUUGAUCUCAUGCCUACUCAGUCCCGAUAAUGAAGCUGAAUCUCAAGGGUCCGAGCCCAGAACUCUCAAGAUUUCCAACGCGUGCGAAAAUAUGGUUUGGAAAUACGAGGUGGCUCUCACUCAAAAUAAGGCCAUCACCAAUAAGAUACGAUCGGCCUGUAAAGAAAACGAGAAGGAUCUGCAGCCGUGUUUGUCGGUGAAUGCCACGGAUACUCCUGCUAAUCAAGGCCACAUUCUUGGAUGCAUAAUGGCGAGGAAGGAUGAUCCCUUGAUUCAUUGGGUUGAGUCAUGCAAAGCUGUCAUUAACCAAGUCGAGGCCUUGGUCUUCAGUGACUAUCAUCUGAUUGGCGGGUUCGUCGAGAAAUGUGGGGCUGACAUUGAUCGAUUAGAAUGCGGUCGAGUUCUACAAGAAGAAGAGUCCUACCAUUCUCAGGGCGACGUUUUGGCAUGUUUGAGUGCCAGCCCAAAGAAGUUGUCUCCUGUUUGCAAAAAAGAAAUCUUCGCCAUUGCUGAGUAUCAGAGCGAGGAUUAUCAUCUGGAUCGGCGUCUUUUCUUGGCUUGUCAAAAAAACCGGCGAGAAAUCUGUUCCGAUGUCAGAUCUGGCAAUGGAGAGAUCUACAAGUGCCUGAUGAAAAAGAAAUUUGAUCCAAAAAUGACCAAGAGCUGUCAAAGGCAGCUAACCCGGAGGCAAAAAUUGAUAGCCUUGGACUUUAAAGCGAGCAAGGGAAUUUACAAAUCAUGCAAGAAAGAAGUAAAAGAGAACCGUUGUUUUGAAGACCUCUCCUCGAAUGUGCCUCAAAUCCAAUUAUCUGAAGUAUUGAUUUGCUUGGAGAAUGUGGCGAAUGAUAAGAAAGAUGCAAUUUCCCCACUUUGCCUGUCGGAAGUGGAAACCCAUCGAAAAAUGAUCAUGGAGGAUUAUCGGAUCUCUCCAGAGAUCAUGUUAUCAUGCAAAGAUGACAUUCAGACGUCGUGUGCGGAUGAAGGACCUGGAGGAAACACGAUCCAUUGCUUGAUGAAAAACGCUGCCCAUAGAGAACUUCAAAGCCAGGAUUGCCUUCGGGCGGUCCAAAUGCUAAUGAAAGCGUCCAAUGUAGGGUCCAAUUGGAAAGUGGAUCCUGUCCUCCGGAAGAAUUGUCAGGACGUAGUCAAUAGCGGCUGCAGUCAGGAGAAUAGCAAUGGAGCGGUGGUGAGUUGCUUAAUGACCUUGGCCGGGGAAAACUCCCGUCACAUGACUCAAGAAUGUAUGGGUACACUCAUGGAAGUACAAUAUUUUCUGGCCCGAGAUUUCUCCUUGACCCCCAAAUUGUACUCGAAGUGCCUCUCAGACGCCAAGAAAUUAUGCUUUGCUGAUGAAAAUUGGGGUUUCAAAGCCAAUAGAAAUGAUGUUGACGAACUAGACGAUCGGAAACUGAUUUUCCCCUGCCUGGUUAGGCAUUUGUAUCCUGAAGACGUGGAGCUUGAAAAAGAUGAAGUUGAACUCACAGAUGCAUGCGCUGAUCAAGUGGUCAAAGUCUUAGAGCAACGUGCCAUUUCGGUGAACCUUCAUCCAGAAAUCGAGGAGAACUGCCGCGGUCACUUGGUUUACCUAUGCAAUAACAAAACUCAAGAUGGAGCAGAAUUUCACUGUCUGCAGGAAAACUUCCAAUCACUGGACGAAGAAUGUCAAGAGUCGGUUCGAACGAAUACCAAGAUCCAGGCUAAGAACACUCGUCUCAACGCGCCCGUCAUGAUUUCUUGCCAUGAGGUCAUUGAAGCAAAAUGCAAAGAUGACCUUAAGCGGAAUGAUAACGGCUAUGUGAUGCGUUGUCUGAUCAGAUAUAAACUGGAACAUGAGGAUGAGCAAUCAAGUUUGAUGACCCGGAAAUGUUCUGUAAUGGUGGAGCAUUGGCAGAUCUUGACCAUGAAGGAUUGGCAUUUCUCCACUAAAUUCAAGAAUCAUUGUCAGGAGAGUGUGAAUCUGCAUUGUCAGCCGGUUCCCCAAAGCAAGUUGGAAGUACUCAGAUGUUUGAGCAACAUUAUUCAACAAGAUUUCAUCACCAACUCGGUGCCCCGAAUUCCCAAAGCGUGCAGGAUGGAACUGAAAUUCAAUCUCCUUCAGAAGCACUCGGACAUCAAAUUGAAUCCAAACUUGGCUAAAAACUGUUACGAGGAAUUGGGCACUGUCUGCGAAAACGACCGAACCUUGGAGUGUCUGAAGAGUCAGCCUCAUGAAGAUCUGACUCCAUCUUGUCGUCAAGUGGUUUUCAGGCAGGAAAAGGAAGAGGUUAUGAUGAAUAGUUUAGACCACACCUUGACCAAAGUGUGUGGUAACGAGAUCAAAACUCAUUGCUCGGAGACGAAUGGCGAACCCAACGCAAUACUCAACUGCUUGAAAGAAAAUCAAAGCUCCCUCAACUUUGAUCGGGCUUGUCGUGGAUUGGUCAUUCAACGUAUUGUUCAACAAAUGAAAGACUACCGAUUGAAUCCUCGGCUUCAACAAGCGUGUGCUAGGGAUCUUCCAGACCAUUGUGCUCACGUCAUGUUGGUGGAAGAAAAGAAAAUGGCAGACGAUUUCAUGGAAGGCAAAGUCAUCGAGUGUCUGAAAGAUCGCUUGAGAAGCCAACGGGACACGUUGACAGUGCCAUGUCAAAAGGAAGUCAAAAACCUCAUGAGGCAAUCAUCGGUGGACAUUCGGGCAAAACCUUUGAUUAUGCAGAAAUGUCCCUUGAGCGUUCAAAUCUGCCAUCAAAAACUUGGGUCUAACAAUGACGUUGCCGACGAGGACGGACAAAUUGAAGAAUGUUUGAAAACGUUAUUCAUUGAGAGAAAAGUCACCCAGAACGGAGACUCGAGAGAAUGCAUGCAAGAACUGGCCAAGACUAUCGAGGACGAACGACAAGACAUUAACAUGGACACGGCUCUUCACCGCAGAUGUGGCGUGGACGCAGCCAAGUUUUGCCACGAUGUCUCUACCUCCGAUCUUGGACAAAAGAUCAGUUGCCUGAAGAACGCCUUUGAGAAUCCAAAGUUGAAGUUGGAACCCAGCUGUGCGCGGAUUAUGGAAGAACGUAUCAAGAUGUAUAAUCUGGCCAUGGAGAUCGUUCCCCUUCAGAGUGUAAGCCAAUUGCUGGAACAUGUGAGCAAUUCCCCUAGUCGGAACCACUUCUUCUUAGUGGGGUUGCUUUUGGUGGGAAUCAUCUUCUUGGUUGGAAUUAUGUGCGGGCGCACUACCCGAAGACUUCGACAAGAGUUGAAAUCCAAGUAAAGAUGCCCAAGCGAUCCCACUGAGUCUUGUGAUAGAAGUGAAUUUUGUCCCUGCAAAGCCGAGGAAUUGUUUUUUUUUGGGCUGCAAUUGUGAUAUGAUUUUUUUCAUGUCUGUUUUAACUAAAAGUAAAUGAAUGAUCUACUUA